Molecule: messenger RNA, 2686 nt
Organism: Archocentrus centrarchus (flier cichlid)
Lineage: Eukaryota; Metazoa; Chordata; Actinopteri; Cichliformes; Cichlidae
Product: zinc finger protein 394-like
Exons: 4
Coding region: 1-1473 (490 amino acids)
Biological process (GO): regulation of transcription by RNA polymerase II
Cellular component (GO): nucleus
Molecular function (GO): DNA-binding transcription factor activity, RNA polymerase II-specific
Source: RefSeq, a predicted model, not a curated record
AUGUGUUCAGUUCUGUAUCUGAAAGAGUUCAUCAAGGAGAGACUCACUGCAGUUUGUCAAGAAAUCUUCUCAGAGGUUCAAAAAGCCAUCGUCCAGUAUGAGGAGGAGAUCAACCGUCAGCGCAGACUGCUGGAUAUCAGUCGGAAACCCGACACAAACUCACACAUCACAGACCUCCCACAGCAACUUGACUGUGAGGAAGAGGAGGGUCUGGAUGAGCAGCCGAUUUGUAACCAGGAGAGGAACUCCAUUUUGGACCAGCAGGACUCAGAGCCUCCACGAGUUAAAGAGGAACAGGAGGAACUCUGCAGAAGUCAGGAGGGAGAGCGGCUUGGACUGAAGCAGGAGGCUAAAGGCAUUAUCGUCUGGACUGAUGAGCAGUUCAGACUGCUGGAGACCAUCUGGAAACCUGACAUAAUGUUACAUAGACUAGACCUUCCAAAACAACAUGACUGUGAGGAAGAGGAGGGUCUGGAUGAGCAGCAGGUCUGUAACCAGGAGAGGAACUCCAGUCUGGACCAGGAGGACCCAGAGCCUCCACAGAUUAAAGAGGAACAGGAGGAAGUCUGCAGCAGUCAGGAGGGAGAGCAGCUUGGACUGAAGCAGGAGGCUGAAGGCCUUAUCAUCUGGACUGAUGAAGGGCAGCUCAGACUGCUGGAGACCAUCUGGAAACCUGAGAAAAAGUUAGACAGAAUAGACCGCCAACAAAAACACAUCUGUAAGGAGGACCCAGAGCCGCCACAGAUUAAAGAGAAACAGGUGGAACUCUGCAGCAGUCAGGAGGGAGAGCAAGUUGGACUGAAGCAGGAGGUUGAUACCUUCUUGGUGACUACUAUUUAUGAGGAAAGUAACCACAGUGAACAAAAUCCAAACAGUGAGCAGCUCCUUUCUCACAGCUCUACUGAAGCAGAGAGCCAAGAUCAGGAAGAAAGCCAGCAUGUGGAGUCAGGAUCAACUAGAAAUGCAGAGCUGAAGAGAAGUCACAGUCAGAGAGUAGACAACAGUCCUUUGUCAGAGAGUGAAACUGACACAAAGAAAAACUCUCUACAAUGUAACAUCUGUGGGAAAAUUUUACAUAAUCGAUUUAACCUGACCAGACAUCUGAGAAUUCACACAGGCGAGAAGCCAUACUUUUGUAGCACCUGUGGAAAAAGAUUUGCUGACUCAUCAGGAGUCAUAAAACACAUGAGAGUUCACACUGGUGAGAAGCCAUAUUCUUGUACCACCUGUGGGAAAAGAUUCAGUUGGAAUUCAGAUUUGGAGCGUCAUAUAAGAACUCACACCAUGGAGAGGCCGCUUUCUUGUAAAAUCUGUGGGAAAAGAUUCAAGCAGAGGUCUGUAUUGAAAACUCAUGUAAGAAUUCACACAGAUGAGAAGCCAUAUCUUUGUAGCACUUGUGGGAAAAGAUUCAGUCAGAGCACACACUUAAAGAAACACAUGAGAAUUCAUGCUGGUUCAAAGUGUCAUGCUUAGAAAAUGAGGGACAGCUGUGAGUUGUAGCAGUGAGUUAGUGGUAGAGCUCACACUGAGCAGAAGUCAAAUCACUGCAACACCUGAGUGAAAAGAUGACCCAUAUUCAAGUCAGUAUUUUCUGCGCAGAGCAGUAAACACCUCUCAGCAUUGUUUAUUCAGUUUAUUGCCUUAUUCGUAUAAUUGUAUCAAGGGAACUCUGAUCUUACAUUUUAUAAAGGUCAAAGUUCAGUAUGCUCCUGGGCCCUAUUCCAGGAAACAGGUUUAGCAAAUAACUCUGAGUUUGUUAACCAUAGGAUAAAAGAAACUCCACGUUUUCUGUUUCAGAAAAAGAGUUAACUUCAACUCUGAGUCAGUUACUGGACAGUUAAUGGAUAAGGAUCACAGAUUCAGACCUGGAUUCCAUUUGGCUCAGGUCACUUUGCAGUUCAUCCUGUCUGGAUCCACUUUUGAUCCAUUCAUAGCAUCUUAUUUUGGACCAACACGAUCUGUAUUCUUUAUGUAAAAUGUCUCAUCAUUUCAAAAUUAUUUAGAAACAUCUAAAAUAUUGCCGACCAGUAUAAGAUGUAUAUUAAAGAUAUACAUUAAAAGUUUACUGGAGAAUUAUUGAAAAUAUGAAAUGGCCAUAUGCUGUAGUAAACUAUUGUUUAUGGAUUUGGGGCAGAUCUGCCCCCGGGGUCUGUUGCUGUCUAAUCUCACAGGUCCAUUAGUAAACUCUGUCACUGACUUGUUAUCCUUGUCAAACAUAAAAUUAGGAUUCCAGCUUAAUCAAAAUUCAAGUUGGGCAAAUGAUAAUGAAGACAAUAUACAAAAUUAUAUUUUCUAUCAAACUUUUAUUCUGUCUGUGAUGAUGACAGAAUGGACCAAACUUAUUGAAAUUUUCUUUUCUAAAAUCACGUCUUUUUAAGAUAAAUAUCAUGGUUCAGCACUGACAUGUGCAUAUUCCUCAGUCCACUGGAUUAAAAUGGAGGCUUUGUUUUUAAUUUAUUUACCUGUUGCCAUGGUGAACCAUGGUAUCAGAUCUCCAUUGAUGAUGGCUUUCUUUCUCUACUCACUCAGGCAUUUAACUCAGGGUGAACAUACUUACAGUUGAUUGAACUGACAGCAGUUCUGGAGCAGGAAACUCAGAGUUGAUCAGAGUUUGUUUUUAAACUUUCUUGAACAUGGAAUAGGGUUCUGUUUUGUAGGUUCAUUGUUUAGUUCUGCUGUUUGUUAG